Messenger RNA from Porites evermanni, 10750 nucleotides. The record is from the annotation of a GenBank genome assembly. NCBI's taxonomy places the organism in Eukaryota, Metazoa, Cnidaria, Anthozoa, Scleractinia, Poritidae.
AUGGCUCUUCCUUUCCUUCCAGGUCAAGUUUUUGACAGAAAGGUAGGAAGUGUUGGUUCUGAUUCAAAUUCGAUCAACGCAACGUUUGGUCGUGAAACUUUUCUGAAUCGACUCUUUCUCUCGACAGAUUGGAAAAACAAAAUUUCACAAAUCACAUCAAUUUGAUUACCGGAAUGAUGUAUCUGUGUAUGUUGGAGAAGACAAAAGUGGAAUCGGUAAGCCAUAUGCAGCUAUUAGUUUCUUUUUGUGUUUUUUCUUUUCGUCUCACUUCAAUAACGGUUAACUGGAAUUUUGUUUUUAGUGAUACUUUCAAUAAGCUUAAGGUUACUUAUUUACGGCUUUAUAAGUUAAGUGUAGUAGUAAAACUUAAGGGAAAAUCUUACUUUUCUCGUUCAUCUAUUUCUAUUUAGGUGGCGAUCCUUUACCAGGACAAAAGCUGAAACCAAGACACAGUGCUUAUCCAAAAGGGAUCGGAGGAGAGGCACCAGCAUGGGUUGCAUUUGAUAGACAGGUGAAGCUUAUAUAUAAGAGAUGAUUUAAUUACAAAGUGGGUUAGGUGUGUGGAGGGGUGUGUUGCUGAGCUCUUAACACCUCGCACUCCAGAUCUGGCGGUCCGUGGUUCAAGCCUUGCUUGUCGUGUUGUUUCUUUAGACGAGGAACUUCACACCAUUUUGUCUUUCUUCACCCAGGUGUAUAAAUGGGUGCUGGCAACAUACUGCUGCGGGAUAACCCUGUGAUGGACUAGCAUCCUGCUCAGGGGGGCGGGGAGUAGCAAUACUUCUAGGCAUGCUUAAUGCAAAGGAAAAUGGGAUAAGCUCAGACCAUUUGGUCCUUUGGCUCAUGUGCACCUUACCUUUACCUUAGGUCUGCUUGAAACAUCAAACUUUGCAUGUGCAAAAUUUCAUGCUAAUAAGAUUAAUUAAUUAUUUUGCACUCAUUUGCAUUACAGUGUAGACCUGGCACAUGUGAUGGGUAGCAUUUAAAACAGGCCUUUCUUGUACAUGAGAUGACCAAGUGCAAAAGUAGAGACCCACUGUGCGAUAGGUACUGGUAAAUGGCCUGAACCCUCUGGGGUGAGGGCAAGGGGCAUCCUUAGAUAUGAGAUUACUCCACUCAGGGUUGUACCAGCCAGAGAUUUGAAGAUUGAAUGGUUCAAAUGGGUAGACACUAUGGACUGUUCUAUUAUGUUCAUUUUUUUAUUCCUGUGUAGCUCGAAAAGUAUUGAGGCUGUUGACGCCCAUAUUCAUAAUAAUCAUGGCUCCAUGAAGCUUAUUGACAGCUUUUGAAUUUUCUUGCUUAUAUUGUUACACAGGUUCUAUGUUUUGAUGCCUACUUUCAAGAAGCUGUACAUGAGAAAAGAGAAGAACAGUACAGAAUCAGAAGGUUUGCCAUAUUUCCUUUAUUGAGUACAAGCUUGAGUAAAAGCUCCUCUCAAAUUUUGCCUGCAUGUGGCAGUUGCAUGCUUGUCUAAAUACUUUACUUUUUAGUUAUGAUAUAAUUUGCCUCAGUCUUUGACCAUCGGCAGGCGAGUAAGUAAAGUUACUUGCUUGGAAUGGAAAUCUACUUGUCCUAGGCUAUACUUAACCUGAAAGGACUUUUUCGAUCCCUGUGAGUAAAAACUUGAAAUGCAAAGGUCACUCAUUCUCAUGGAGGCAAGGGUAUGUGGUGCAGUUGUGAAGUCACUUACCUUUCACUUAAAUGUGGUCUGGCCUUGAACCCCAGACAACAUAUGUGGGUGAAGUUUGUUGUUAGUGCUUGCCCUUUCUUCAGGAGGUUCAUCUCCAAGUACUCCAGUUUUUCCCUCACCUAAAAAAACCAACACUUUGAAAAUCAAAUUCCAACCAGAAUGGAAGUGAAAGAACCACUUGGUGGAUGUGUGACCACUAAAUUGUUAUUUGUUUCUUUGUUUCCUACCAUUCUGUCAGGUUCUAACAACAAAAUAAUGUAUUUUGAACCUAAUUUUUUUUAUCUCUGCUUACUUUAGGUGCAAAAUUUACUUUUAUUUGGAAGAUGAUAGCAUUCAAGUGAUUGAACCCAAAGUCGAGAAUAGUGGAAUUCCCCAGGGUAUGAAUGACAUCAAUACUGUAGUAUGUGUGAUAUACCGGUCCAUCAUUAACAUAUUACAUCUAGAGAACAUAUCAGGGGCGGACAGAGGAUUUUGUGAUAGAGGGGGCCCAUAGAUUUAGUAUAUAGUAGCAAUAUGGGCACGAUAGCGCCCAUCAGUACUGUUUCGGGCGCAUGCAGCCUCCUCCAGGAAAAUUUUUGAGAUUGAAGUGAUUGCUCAAUAAGAUUUUAAGAAGCUGAGAUGCAAUCUAGUGCAUUCUGGAGGCUUAAAUGUAGCAAAUGCCUGGAUUCCAUAUUGAACAUGUAUUGCUGAAAUUUUAAUAAACCACAAAAGGGGGGCAGGGCCCUUGCAUAUCACACAGUAAUAACUGAAAAACUGACUGUCACCAACAGGAACCUUGAUUCGUCGUCAUCGUAUUCCACUUCCUCCACCAAAUGAUGAACAGUUUUAUACUGUGGAAAACUUCAAUGUUGGUCAAGAAAUCACAUUGUAUUCCCGCACAUUUAAGAUCACUGUAAGUACUGGUGCAACUUGAAGGAAAAAUGACAUGAGUUUGUUUUUACAAAACCUGACAAAACUUAAUGUAACUACCUUGAUUUGUUGACAGGGGUGUGAUGACUUCACUCACAAUUUUCUUCGCAAACUUGGAGUUCGAAUCAACAACCCAGAGGGUAUUCCAAGUGAUCCUUACACUGGCCAUCGUAAGAAGGUUUGUUAAAUUGACAUUAAACAGUUGACUUAUGCUUACUUUCCAUAGCAAAUGAUGUUAAUUUAUGUUCUCAGUGGAAUGAUGGUGAUGCACCAGUCCUCACUUUUCUAUUGUUUUGUAGAGAUAUUAUCAACUUGUCAGUAGGCGAACUAAGUCUUGUCUGAUUUAGUUUCCUUUGGGGGCGGGGGGUUAUUGAUUGUUAAGGUAAUGAUAAACAAGAAUUUCGGCACUUUUUCACAGAUGAUCUUAACCAUGAGGUUUUGUUUUGUCAGUGGCACAGGCUACUUUGUCUUUAAUACCUGUCAAUACUUUUCUCUGAAAUGUGUUAUUUUCUUCAGUUGGUUGAGAGCAUGCAGCCUUUGCGACCCUAUGAAAAAGAGGAUACCCUUAAACAGUUUCUUCAAUUUGAUCGAAACGUGCUGCGAUUUUAUUGUUUGUGGGAUGACUCUGACAGGUAAGUCUGAUUUUUCUUUCUCUAAUAUUCUAAAAUACUGCUGUUUAUUAAAUCAACUUCCUCCCAAAGUUCUGAUUUAACCACACAUAAUGACAUUCUUCAGGUCUUUGCAACCAGUGAAGAAGUUUCUUGAAAAUUGAUAGAAUUGUUUUGUUAGUCAUUUCAGUUGUCCUUUUCUUUAGCUCAUACAUGUCAAUAUUGUGUUGUAUUGUUCAAUCACCAUGGCCUGCUGAUCAUUUCUGUCUUGAAGAAGAAGAAAUUUUAUUAACAACAAUGCUAACUAUUAAAAUCCUAUUUACAAUUAAUUCGCUUAAAAAAAAAGAAAAAACUAUUCAUUCAAAAACACUAUUUACAAUUCCUGUCGAAUUAAAAAGCAAAAAAAAUAGUAAUAAUAAUAAUGAAAUAAAAAGAUAUACAUAAAGUAAGGAAACACAUCAAUAGUCCGAUUUAAUGGCUCCUUCAACAACUUCGAUGUCGAUAUCAACAUUCUUAAUGUCACAUAGCACUUCAUUUCUGUCUUUGUAGCAUGUUUGGUGAUGCUCGUGAAAUGGAAUUGCAUUACUUCCUUGCUGAUGAUACUGUAGAGAUAUGUGAGAGGAUUCCAAAUAACAGUGGCCGUGAUGCUGUGCCAAUGUUCCUAAGGCGUGCAAGAUUACCAAAGGUUCGUUAUCACUAUUUUAACAAUUUUAUGAAUCUGCUGUAAUUCCUUGAAUAAUAGCUGUGGCCGAUUAUUUUUUUGGCACAAAAGUAGGGCAAUUGUUCAAGGGAGGUGAUUAUUUCAAAUAUUGCUCCCUGGAAGUUGUCCCCUAAAAUAAUAUUUGUGUUUUAUUAUGCCAUUAAAUCUAAAAAACAGAAGUAAACAGAAUAUGUUCUUUUUAAGUGUUCCAAAUUCAGUUCCUUGACUAAUUUUCAAAGUCAAUAUCGUUGGCAUCAGAACUUAAAUCGUUACAAAUCCGUUUUGGUGGUUAAAAAAAAGAGAAGAUCGUGAGAGGGGUUGUGGGGGGAGGGGGGUGUUUGGUGGGGUUGACUAAUAAAUUAUUUGAGAGAGUCGAUUAUUUUAAAUAUUUCUGUCAAAGGGGGGUAAUUAUUUGAGGGAGGCAAUUGAUUGAGGUAUGGCAGUUAUAUGGUCAGGGUCAUUUUGUGCCUGCUCUGUUUUGAUUUUAUGUCAUUAAAUGAGAUGUUUCUUCUUCAAAUCAGGAGCCUGCAGCAUUGCGCCAGCCAGGAGAGAUAACUGGACGAACAGUGUUGAAUGUUUUUGGACCCAUGGGACAUGGGGGAAGAUGGAUUUUAGAUAGCCUGAAGGUAAGAUGCUUGUUUUUGUUGGGGUAGAAUGUUGUCAAAAUUAAUUUGUUGUUAACCUGCUAGAAGUGAUCAAAUUUAAUAUUUAUUAAUUUUGUUGAAAUAAACAAUUUCAUUUUGAAAAUUAGGGAAGCUAAAUUUUUGUUCAUGUGAAAAACCCCUUAGGAAGUUUCAUGAUCAUUUGUAUUUUGUUGAUAGAAAGUUAGGGCUACACAUGUCAAUAUAACAAAUUCUGUUAUACUUGUAAGUUUUAUUUAUAAAUAUGAAUGAGUAAAACAUUUUGUUGAGAAAGAAGUAAUAAAUUGAAUAGGGAUUUUUAAAAGAUCGCAAUACCCUUAUUUUACAAGUCUUUGCUUUGAUGUGUUGCACAUCUUCAUCAUGCAGUUACAAAAUAAUUUGAAAAACUUUUUGAACUUAUAACAACCUAGAAAAGGUUAACUGCUGGCAAUAUGGUUAGCUAAUUAUGUUUAUUUUUUACUUAUCAGACUGGUGCAGUUCAUACAGAUUAUUAUCACGACAGUGACCUUACUAUAGGCUCUGUUAUCAACAUUUGGGGCCGCAAACUGCUUAUCUGUGACUGUGAUGAGUUUACAAAGGAAUACUACAAGUCAAAAUAUGGGAUUGGUAAGUUGACUCAAAUUGAUCUGGACUGGUUUUUUUUAACCCAUUAUAUCAUUUUGAAGCUAGUUGAGCUGAUCUAUAAAGAGCUGAAACUUGACAAAACACCGUUUACAGGUUAUACACUUCACAGCCUUCUGAUCCAGAUGCAAAAUAUUAGUCUCUGAAGUUUGGGCAUGUGCAGAAAGAGAAAUUUCGAGAUAAAAAAAUAAGAUUAAGAUUAAAAAUGACACAACAGUUUGUUUUUGUUUGUCUUUUUCCCUUUUCUUUUGCUUUUCUUGCCUUGUAGUUUUUUGUCCUUUGGUGGGCAUUUUAGUAGCUGGGCUUCAUUUUGGUGGGAAAUGAAAGAGUUUAGGAUUAGAUGAAAGGAAAUGUACACAUUGGUGGGUAGUGGUACAAGAUUUUUAUAGGAAUUUUCAGUUCAGCUGUAGUCAGCUGCAGUAGUGUAGUUUAUGUAAAGCCUGGUGAAGUUAAUAGAACAAGAACUAUGACACCAACGCAAAUCUUAUUAUUUAAUUUUUUAACCCAUAGAUAAUUUUGACAGCAUCAACUACAAAGCUGACGCAGAACCUUUCCCACCACGUGAAAUGCCACCUUACAAUGGAUUUGGCUCUGAAGAAGACUCCCUUGCCUCAUGCCUCAGCCUUCGGCCUAAGCCUCCUCGCAGGGAUUUCAAGAAAUUCAUGGAGAAGGAUAGGUAUGAAGUUAACCCCUUUACUCUCUAGAGUGACCCAAUACUAAGAUGUCAAUAAAACCUGGACUGAAUCAGGUCAACUGCUGUAAACCAAUGCUGAAUGUCAAAAGAUUAGGGAUCCAUUUAAUCGAGUCUGAAUUUUUUUUUAGCAACAACUUCUCCCCAUCCCCCAUCCCCCACCCCCCAUUCAAGUUAAAAAAAUGCUUAAUUUCAGUUGUUAAAUUCUGGAAAGUAAUUAUGAUUGUACUGCGUUGCUGAACAGCUGUCACUGGAAUAGCUAUGCUUUAGGAUUUUGUCCACAAACUUUGAAAAGUUAAAUUCACCUCUUGCUUCCUACAGCAUACCUAAAAUCUAUGCAGGAAUGUUCUGCUCUCAGUAACUUUUAUUUGAAAGGUCAUACCCACCCUAUUAGUAUUUGUCUUGCAGACAUGGCCUGGAAAGCAAUGUUCUUCGCUUUGUUGCCCGUCUUGACACAACACGCCCCAUUGAUAUGGAUAGAAGGUAAGCAGUAAAUUAAGGCGUCUUGCUUGAAUUGUGGGUACAAUUUGAGCACUUUCUGUAAAACCUCUUUUAUGUGUUUUGUGGCAAGAACUCACUGGUACAUACAUUUGUACUAUAAUAGCAUGUACGGGUUUGCAAGUUUAUAUCAUCGCCUAUUUUAUGACAAUUUUGUCAUGACAGAGUUUCAUACUUUCCACAAUGUUCCAAGUUGCUUCUACCACAGAGAUUCUUCACAACAAAAGUCUCCUGUUUGAUCGCUUGAGUGGUGCAGUGGCUUGUGUGAGCUAUGACCUAAGCCUGACUUUUGGUUAUAAAGGAAUAACAGCACAUUUUUUAUUGUAGGUUCAUUAUUUCAUAUUUCCUCUCUGAUGACACAAUCCUUGUGUUUGAGCCACCCCAGAGGAAUUCUGGAAUACUUGGCGGAAAGUUUUUGGAGAGGGGAAGAAUCAAGAAACCUGAUGGUGUCAACUACUUUUUUGCUCCAGUAAGUAAAGUCUUCUAUUUUUUGUGUAGUCUUCUUUUCAUUCUUGUUUCUGAAAAAAGGAAUAAAGAUUUUUUAAGAUUGGUUCUGGGGGUCUCUGGAUUUUUACAAGAGGGUGUGCUGAUUGGACCCUGGAACCCAAAGCCUAGGCAAUAUAAUGCUCAACUGCAGUUUGCUAGUACCCUAGUCUAGACAAGGUACAAAGAAUACCCACCAUAUGUCAGACUAUGAACCUAUAAUGAUUAAUUUCCACAGAUGAUAACCUAUUCUAGACUAUUCUCGUGUUUAUUCCAUGUUCUAGUUAUUGCCAGGGCUAAGGGCUGCAUUUUUGGUAAAAAAAAGUAUAAAGACACCCAAUCCUGAUUAUUAUUUUAAUGAUGCAAGUUGUGAUUGUCUUUUGUUUGUUUGUUUGUCUUAUUUUCAUGCAGGACUUGUACAUUGGCGCAAAUGUGGAGUUCCAUAAAUAUAAGUUCAUCCUAAUUGACGCUGACGAGUAUGCCGUCAUGUACAUGGAGAAACAUUCAUCUGAAUUUCCUCAGGCCAAUAUUCAGUUCAUCCUCCCCAAACUCAAACAAAUCCUAGAAAGCAAAUAUGAGGAAGUUAAAUCAGAGUUCCAGAGAUUUGAUCAAGACAACUCUGGCAAAAUACCUGCCAGUAGAUUUAGGUAACUUUUGAACACAAAUAACUUCAGAGUAAGAUAUAAAUUAUUUCAAAGAUGAAGACAGUAGAUUUGUUUUGCACUUGUAAGCAAUCACCAAACAUAGUCCUUGAAACCUUUUAAACUGUCUUUCCUUUUUAUCUUUAAUUUUGUAUCAAUUGUCAGUUAUAACAAAUAAUAAUUACCAGUAUCUAAAUUAAUGAUGUCAUAAAUUUUCUUGAAAUGUGCUAUUCUUUAAUACUAACAUAUUUUAAUAGAUUGUGGAUUACUUUGAUAUAUUUGUCUUUUCCCAUUUAUGAGCAAAUACAAACAAACUUAUAUUUCUUUGACAGGGAAAUUCUUCAGCAUUACGGAGAAGGCUUGCUGACAAUUCAUGAACAACUGACAGUAUCCAGACACUUUGGAGAUUCUAUGGUGAGAUGAACAACAAUGGUUAACCCUUUAUUAAGCCCAAAGAUCCACAUACAAAUUCUUCGGACUGAUCUACAUACAUUUCUUUACAGAAUUAAAUGAGAGAAUUUGAUAAAGGAUCAGAGCAUUUUCCCUUUGUUGGUGAUCAUUUGAUUCAUUCUCAUUACCAUUCCUCUUCAAUAUGUAGUGAUAUUGUCAGGAGAAAGUUGAUGUUGGUCACUUUUGAAUUUAAUGGGUUAAUGACUUCUGAGUAUAGUUGGUAAUUCACAAGGGGGAGGCGGGGGGGGGGUACUCCCCCUAAUGGCCUAUACAAGGAGAGACUGUUCAAAAGGGGUAACUUUUUCAGUCUUUAGGUAUAAUAAAGGAUUAUGAUUUUGCCAGUUAAAAUUUAUGAAAAGGUAGGCAAAUCUGUCAUUUUUGUCUGUAGAAAGGCCCAAAUGGCCCUUGGAUGCAUUAUUUUACCAAGAAAAAGUUGAGAAAACACUCUGGUUUGGUGAUUUUCUUAUAUUUUGAAGACAGAGCAUUUACAGUAGUUAAAAGGGAUGCAAACUUCCAGUUAGGGUACCAGUUGUCAAUUGAAGGUGUAAGAAAGGGGCCACCAAAAGUGGUAUUUAAAAGGGUAAGGGGUUGGACCUCGGGGCAGAAACUCCGCGUAUAAAAGUUUGUUGAAUAACACCCUCCCCCCCUCAGGAUAGUUCAUAAUAACUGAUGAUUAUUAAUCACUGCAUGUUUUAAUGCUUCUCAGGAAGAAGAAGAUGAUCUCCAGAUGUUGAUUGUUACAAUCCAAGAACAGCUUAGAAAAGCAAACUUUGAGGAUUUCUCCAACAUGAUGGACUCUUGUAGACACGAGGAUGUGCUUGGGUGAGUGAGCAUGGUUUGUAAGAAAACAUUUUCUGGCAGUUUCCCAUUCUGUCAUUAUGCAAACUUACAUCAAAUGAAGAAAGAGGUUAGUUUUUAAUAAAACUGUGUUGCUGGGGAUUGAGUUAAAUAUUUUAAUCCCCUGGCAUUUUGUAAGCUCCAAUCCCCAUUAGAAUAUCCAUUAAAGUGGGUGUGGAUAUAUUAUACGACCACUUGAUCACUUUUCAGGGCUGUCAACCCCCCAUGUCAUCAAAUAUUGAGAAUUGAUAGGGAAGAAAUGUUAGAUGACGUCAUAUCGCAUGGCAAAUGACUUCAUUUGUACCAAAAAUGCUUGUUGAUUCCCAUUGACAUAUAUAGCACAUCAACAGUUCAUAUUUAGCCACAUAAUGUUGCUUAAAUUACAGUGGCAUACCAAAAUUUACGAGGAAACGUUCCAUGUUAACAGUAGCUCAAACAACACAAAAUAUUUGAAAUUUUAUGGUCGGAAAGUCAAGUCUACAAGAAAUAGCAACUUUGGCAAUUAUCCGGGGGAUAUCAGCCUCUAAUAUGGAGACCAGGAAACAUGGUCCAAAAUCUGGAGUCCCCUGGAUUAUCCGGGAGAGUUGACAGCAAUGCCUUUUAGACUUUGAGGAAGAGUUGACUAUGAAAUUCCACGAUAAAACCUCUUCAGCAGUACUUUGUCAUGGUACUGUUUUAUUGCUUGGAGUGGUUUUGGGAUUUUAAAAAUCCAAUCACCAAGUUGAUACCCUGGGUGCCAGAGGCUUUUCAUGCGCGGUUUCCAGUUUCCGUCAGGUCUAAGAAAGUGACCCACUUUGCCGCUCGUGUUUUCGGCCUUUGAAGCUCCCCUAUGCAUGCGAGAAAAAACCUCUGGUACCCAGGGUACCAAGUUGGCAGUUCUUGAAAAGUUUCUGACAAGUGAAUGUUUUGGCUGAAUGUGGCAGUUUCUAACAUAACCUGAUUUUAAACACUUUUUUCUUUUCCACAGCACUGGAUUUCUUCCACUUCAAGAACUGUACAACACUUGUAGACGGUUCAAUGUGCCAGCCAAGAACGACUUGCUACAGGCACUCAUGGAAAAAGUUGAAAGAAACGAACGAAAUGAAGCUAACUAUGAACAGUUCUUGAAAUUACUGAAUUGGAGAGAUUCCCCAGGUGAGAUGAAAUUCUUCAUUCUGCAUUCAGCAACACCGCAGAAUGAUCAACAUCAAUUUUCUCCCGGCAAAAUCAAUACGAAAUCAAGACAAAAGGCCAUGAGAAUUGAUAGACUGAUCACUAAGGGGAAAAUGCUUUGAUCUUUAAUAUCAAAAUCUCUCAUCUAAUUCUUUAAGGAAAUGUAUGAAGGUCAGUAGUGUGGAGAAUUUGUAUACAUGUGGAUAUUGGGGCUUAAAGGAUUCGAUAGUCAGGAAAUGCAUUUGAAGUAACAAGAGUUAAUUUAUCCUUCUAGAAUGAAAAUCCUUCAAAUUCAUUAUUUCUAAAAGUUCGCAGUUGUAAAAAAUUGUUUCUCCCUUCCUCAGUUUCUUCACAGAAAUUCGUCCCUGCUGCUGCUCCAGAUCCGAAAUCUUCGGUAAGUUGACAUCAUUUUACUUUGUAUAGAAUUUCCUUAAUAAUUUUCUCUUUUACACAUUUAAUUGGAAUUUAGAGUAAAAUUAAGCAAGUUUUUUUUGUUGCAACUAUUGUUUCCUUAUGCAUUUGUCAUUCUUUUCAGCAACGAAUUGGUCCCAAGGAUUUACCUCGAUUAGUAAGCUACAAGAAUCUGUUACAAAGUCUUCUUGAAGUUAAUUGAAUUGUGUCACAGACAAAGAAUUUGUUCAGACACUCCUGGUAUCCUUGUGAAGAUCAGACACAUUAACAUGCAACUCUUUCAGUCAGUGUUCUAUUGUAUUAAGGUUUAGAAAGACAAGUUCAACACUCGAAUUGUCAGAUUUUAUUUGUAAAUAAUUAUCUCCUUUGUAUGAAAAGAAAUAAAAGAAAUGUCAACAAUGUUUAUCAUUUUAGUUCUUCU